Molecule: messenger RNA, 3815 nt
Organism: Formica exsecta
Lineage: Eukaryota; Metazoa; Arthropoda; Insecta; Hymenoptera; Formicidae
Gene: Cnb
Product: myosin-7-like
Exons: 8
Coding region: 425-3664 (1079 amino acids)
Biological process (GO): centrosome separation; centriole replication; regulation of cilium assembly
Cellular component (GO): centriole; centrosome
Source: RefSeq, a predicted model, not a curated record
CACAUACGUCAUAAUGAAUGAAAGUAUAUGUGUAGAUGAAUGAUUUUUCAAUACUGAACUAGCAGUCUAUAUCGGAACGCGCCUGAGAAUGUCAUGUCUUCAUUAAAAGCGCGCGAAUGUCAUUCAAGUUUGUUUAUGAAAUUUAUGUGUAUAUCUACGUGAUGCGAUUUAUUAGUGGCGAACUGGGAAUAAUUAAUCGCCAUUUAUAACCCUUACACGCUUUGUGUUGCAGCCCUACUUCAGUAAAUAUAUGCAAGAAGCUAAAUCUAACCUUAUUCUAAUCUGACCGGUUCAUGCAUCCGCGGACUCGCAUCAUCUUUCCGCUGUAUAUAAACAGCAAUGACAAGACGCUUUGUAAACGUCGACUGAUCUAAGGUAGUCGCAUGACAAAUCGCAACCGGUGGCAGGGAAUUGCAGAUGGAUAAUGAGUGAGUCCGAUGAUACGGAUGUCUUGCUCCUGAUCCCGCCCGAUAUAUUCCACGUUCAGUCUUCAAACACUAGCUCGAGUGAUUCCCCCAGAACAGAUUGUGGGAAGACUGGUGUCAUUUCGGAGCUGGUGGGACAUAUGCAAACGUUGGAGUCCCGUAUUUGUGCUAUCGAGUCCAGAGACAACAGUCUCGACGUAUCCGCGCUGAACAAUUCGCUGGACUCUCAGACAGUUCACGGCAGUGCGUCCUAUCCUUAUUAUCGGCAGACCUUGCCCAGAUUGUCAGUAAGUCAAAGCACCAGCCUGCAAAAUACUCCUGUGAAACCUCGUAAACCUCUGUCCGUUCCCUCCACUCCCAGUGGGUAUUCGACGCAGAACUAUACUAAUUUGGUGAAAAAUGACAUGAAGUCAGGGUGCUACCUUUCAACAGCUGUUACCUCUAAUUUGACUACUACUAAUACUCUCACUCGAGCAAAGCAUGAUACUCUAACAUCAUACUCUGACUCCUUUGUGGUACCUUCUACUUCUUGCGGUACUGAGCUCUCGCAUGCUACUGCUAUGUCUGUGAAGAAGGAAUCCUUGUCUCUUCGUCCAAAUGAUUGUUGUACGAGUAACUUGUAUUAUAAACCUCAUAAUUCUUUACAUUCAACAGUAUCUGCGUCAAACUUACCUAAUACAUCAAUAGGUCAGCAGCAUACUCGUACUAGAAUAGUGCAAGAGAUGGAAUUGUCAGAAGUUGACGAAUUGCUUCAAGAAAUGGAAGCCACUGAAUUGGAGUUAUCGAAAAGAAUAAAUAACUCUAACAGAUAUCAGUAUCAUAACGAGCUAGUUCAUCCGAUAUUAUCGACUCAAACUGUUGAUGCUGUAAAUAGUCAAGAGAAGGAGACACAACAUAAACUUGGGGCAUAUAAAAAAUUAAAUUUUCUAUCAUGCAGGAAAGAGCCUCAACUCACUGAUUCUUUAUCAGCAUUUUCUCAAAAGAAACCAAACAAUACAUUCCCUGAUAUAUCAUUACCAUACAGUGAAUCAUUCCAAUUAAAUGAAUCUAAUAAAAUGAUAUCUGAAUUUAAGACAUGGGAACAAAAUGUUCAACAGCCUACUUCAAAAGCAGAUGGGCAUACAAUAGAAAACAGUAUAAAAAAUAUAGAUCAUUUAUCUAAUGUAUCAUCUGCUAUAAUUUAUAAUGCUAAAUCAAAAGAAUCAAUGUCAAAUCAAAAUGUAAUGAAAAGUGAAGCAAGUACAAACAAUGUACAUGUUCAAUCCAAAGAUUCUAUUACAGACCCUCUAUUAUAUGUUAGCGAAUCAACUAAACUGUCUGAUGCGAUGCCAUCGAGACCUGCACAUUAUAGUAAUACAGAACAUUUAUCGAAUCCUUGUAAAAUGCCACAACACAAUGGAAAUGUACAUGACGACACAGAAAAAUCUGUAUUUUCUAAAAGUGCUGUACAUGUUGCUACAAAUACAGAUCCUCAUUCAAGAAAAUAUCAGCGAGUCUUGUCACUUUCGGAUUUUUGGGAAACUCACCCAGCUAGAUCACAAGAAGAAACACUUAGAAUAAAAUUAGAAGAGGAGAAAUUUCGCAGAGAGCAUUGUGAGCAUCUGAUUCAAGAACUUCAGAAACGACUGCUGGAACAACAAGAGAAAGUGGCAGUAGCGGUUAGAAUCGACAAUGAGAAAAACGUUUUGAUAUCUCAAUUUCAUGCAGCUUGGUCUAAAUUAAAGCAACAAGUCGCAAUACUAGAAGUUGAACAUAAAAACUCACAAACUAAUCUGCAAAAUGUCACAGAGAAACAUCAAUCUGAAAUCUCAGAACUUCAAACUCAAAUCAAAGGGCUUGAAGAAAAAUUAUCAAAAACUUUAGAUUUGGCAGCUGGAUAUAAAGAGAAAAGUGACACCACGAUCAAAGAAAAAGUUGAUUUACUAAAAACCCAUGCAGAUGAGUUAGAAAGUUAUAAAUUAUUAGUCCAAGAAGCAGAAAAUAGAUAUGAACAAAUAAAGAUAGAAUUUAACAAAUUAUUAGAAAAAAAUCUGCAAAAUGAGGAGACAUUAAAAACUGUUCAGUCAGAAUUAAAUAAAGAACGUCUGAGAGGGAGUGAAGUACGAAGUGAGAUGGGUGUUAUUCAUAAAGCACUGGAUACUUGUGAAGCCGAAUUGACAGUACUCAGACAAGAAAAAGAGAAUUUGCAACUUAAAUUGAAAGAAGAGAUAAACAGAAAUUCUAUUUUAGAACAAAAGAAUUCAUUGUUACUUGUAUCUAUUGAUGAUGCUAAGAAAGCAGAGAAAUUAGCUAAAGACGAAACAAAAUCUAUUGUCGAGCAAAAGGAAAAAAUCAGGGCAGAAUUACAGGAGGUUUAUCAGAAACAGGUCGAUGAGGUGGUGAAAGUAAAAUUACAAGAAUUUCAAACGCAACUUGAUACUGCUGAAUCAGAAUUUUUAGAAGAAUUAAAAACAAGACAGCAAGUUAUAGCUGAAUGCGCUGCUAGGAAGAUAAAGGAUGUUAUUGAUAAACACCGUUUAGAAAUAAACUUGUUAGAAGAAAAACAUAAAGAAGAGAAACGGUUAUGCGAGCUACAAUUAGCUCAAGCUUUACAAAGAUCAUCUAUGUUAGAAACGCAUUUGAACUCUCAGCGCACAACAAAAUCCCAACUUGCAGAACAACUGCAUUCUGUUAUGCAAAAGCAAUGGCAGCAAGCUUUACAUAUUAUAUCAGGUGGUAAUACGGAUAAUUUAUCUCCGAUUCAAAAAAUUUAUGCAAGUAAACAUUUUGAUUCUAAAGGUCCUAAAAAGUCUGAAUCAAUGCCAAACUGUUACACUAAGCUUUCUCAGGAACCGAUAAGAUAUGCCGCUCAGUUGUUGGAGACGCAAAACCCAAUACAAUUGCUUGAAGAUCAAAACGAAAGCGUGAUUACAAUGAAUUCUAAUGAAAAUACACCUUUAACUAGUAGAAAAGAAUCAAAGAACGAUCUUCGAAAAUAUGUGAAAAUGAUUGCAGAAAUGCAACUAGCAAAGGAAGAUAGGGAUGCAAAUCCUAGAAGCAGCAUUUCAAGCCCGCCGUUAGAAUGCAGGGAAGUACCGCGAAAACAUUACUUAAAAAAGGAAUUAAGUAUAAUGAGCGAAGAUAGCAUCAUGUGGCAACCAACUUCCGAGACUUCGCAUGACCUUAGUGAACAUAUAUCCCUCCCGCAAAAAAUGGUUACGAAAUUAGAUCAGCAGAGAAGCAAGCCACCUUGGAAAUGAUAUUUAGCUUAUGAUAAUAACGAUACCGAAGGUGUGGACGAACUCGACUAAAUCUGUUAGAUCAAUUCGAUGCAGUGUACUUAAUUAGCAGUAAUAUUCGAGAUUUUAUAGGAAAAAUAUCAAUAUAUUUUAUUAUGAAGAAAAUUUAAUA